Messenger RNA from Anopheles arabiensis, 4326 nucleotides. RefSeq names its product integrin alpha-PS3-like. Gene Ontology annotation, biological process: integrin-mediated signaling pathway; cell adhesion mediated by integrin; cell-cell adhesion. Gene Ontology annotation, cellular component: external side of plasma membrane; integrin complex. Lineage: Eukaryota; Metazoa; Arthropoda; Insecta; Diptera; Culicidae. Bases 81 to 4139 code for a protein of 1352 amino acids. The transcript has 10 exons. The record is from RefSeq and is a predicted model, not a curated record. Gene Ontology annotation, molecular function: integrin binding.
UAACAUCGAAUGUGUGCGCCUGCGUUUCGUGCGGUUUAACCGGCAAUUGUAUUGAAACUGUUAUUGUUCAGAGCACCGGCAUGGCGACGAUGGAUACGCAGGGCGUGGUAGUGCCAAAAAGUCCGGACAGUAUCAUAAACGAGCUCAUAUAUGAAGGCAAGAUCCUGGGUACUAUGACUACGAUCGGGAAAAAUGGCGCCAGAUUCGUUGCGGUGCACAACAUUGCCGACCGGUUUCACACCGGCUACGGCGAUCAUCCCGACGAGGCGAAAGCGAAUGCCGACGAGCUGGUGCUCAAGCAUCUGAUCGCACAGAACAGCCUCUCCCGCCAGCAGCUUGCCUCGUACGCACUGUACCGGCUAGGCAAGGAAUGGCCUACCGUGGCCGUUAUCACCUCGAACGUUGAGCAGGGCGAUCUGCGGACGAGGCUGGACGAACUGUACUGGGACACGCUGCACGGCAAACGUCGUCACCGGUCGCCCGAUAGUUUGUGUUCGGAGAGUACGAUCACCAGCAAACGACAAAAAUAUCAAACCGUGUCUGGGACUAAUUCGACCCCCACAUAUCAGGAAACUCCUACGGACCCCGAAUUGAUACCACCUACAGCGGUAGUGGAUGGAGCGGCGACGAUCGAAACGGAGGAAACUGGAUCGGUAUGUUGCGAAAAGCCCAUAAAGCGUAGCACACUUCCUCCUAAUGCGGACGAAAUGCAUCCAUCGAUACUGUUGACGCAUAUGCGCCCGGGCCUUCGCAUAGAUGAUCGUCGCGCCGACGACGGGUGGAUUGCGACGGUCGAGAUCGAUGGGCAAGAGUUUUGCGUAAAUGCGGAAACGAAAAAGGAAGCCCGGAUGCUCGUGUGCAAGUACGUUUGUCAGCAGUUCUUCGGAGUGGACUCAAAGUUUACGCUGAAUGGUGGACAAUCCGUAUUAGUCGGUGCACCGCAAGCACAAUCGGACCUGGAGUAUCAGCGCAACAUCAACGAAACUGGUGCCAUUUACAAGUGCAGCUUUGAAAAGCCCACCGAAUGUGUACCGUACCGUCUCGAUCGGCAGGGCAACACAAACUACGAGGAUUACUACACCAACCAUCCCGAGAUACGGUCGGAGCUGAAGGAGCACCAAAUGCUCGGCGCAACGGUGGAUGGGCUCGGGUCCGAUGGUGCGUGGUUCGUCGCCUGUGCACCACAGCUGAAGGGCAACACCGAAAUAGCGUACCUGCUGCAUGGAGUGUGCUACCUAACGGAAGGUGUAAAAGCGUCCGAUGAGCCGAACAAUCUGUUCAAAAUAAAACCGCUGCGUGGGAAAGCUCAACAGAGAAGGUAUGGAAAGAGCUACAACUACAUGUACGGUGAGCAAGGGUUCAGCCUGCACGUGACGGACGAUGGCGAUGAGGUGCUUAUAGGGGCGCCGGGAGUGAUGGAUUGGCGCGGAACGGUUUUGCGCUACCGUCAGCGGGCGGCAGCCGUUCCCGGCAACGAUCCUGCCAGCAGAAGCAAUGUGCACCAGGAAUAUAACCGUAGGCGCCGUUUGACCCAUGAAUGCGUUGUUCCGAACCCGAUCCACACCAACGUACCGGUCAACUCGUACUUCGGUUAUGCGGUCAGUUCGGGUCGGUUCCUUGGCAACCACAAGGUGCUGUACGUGGCCAGCGCACCGCAGGCAAGGAGUCAGCACGGUGAGGUGAUCAUUUUCGACUAUGCCGACAAUCGCACCGUUUGGGAGACGGUGAUCGUACGCUAUCGGACGUUCGUGGGGCAACAGUUCGGCGAAUACUUUGGGUAUGCGCUGCUGACGGAGGAUUUUAAUAGCGACGGGCUGCCGGAUCUUGCCAUCGGUGCGCCCAUGCACAGCCGGGCACGGGAGCAUGAUAAUGGGGUGGUGUACGUGUUUCUGAACGCUGGUGAGCUGAACUUUGAGCUGCAGAGUAAGCUGGCCAGCUCGUACGACUUGGGGGGAAGGUUCGGCACAAGUCUGGGGAAGAUUGGUGAUCUCAACCGAGAUGGAUAUGGAGACAUUGCGAUCGGUGCACCGUUCGAAGAAGCUGGUGCCGUGUACAUAUUUCUCGGUUCAGCUAAUGGGGUGCCGAGCCGUCCCAGUCAACGGUUGGUACCAUCAGCUGCCCAUCUACGAACGCCUUUCCGCCAACCGUACAUGUUCGGGCACGCCCUCUCCCGGGGGAUCGAUAUCGAUGGCAACGGUUACACCGACCUUGCCGUUGGAGCACCGAACGGGGAAGCGGUGUACGUGUUCCGCUCGUACCCGAUCGUUCGCAUUGAGGCGAGAAUUAACUCCACCAAGCGAGAGCUGCCCGAGGAGGGUGGCGUCUUCGAAAUAGCCGUCUGCUGGUCCACCGAAUAUCCGGCCGGUGUAGCGUUUCCCGUUGCGCUGCAGUACACGCUGGACGUGGACAGCCAGAUGGGUCGUGCAUCGGUCGGUAAUAGAAGUUCGCCGGAAGCUCCGCACGAAAGUGUAACAGUGUCCGGUGAUCCAAUCUGCCGGCAGUACAGCAUCACGGUGAACGCUUCACCAACCACACUCUACAAACCGAUCGCCAUUGAGGUGGAGUUUGGGAUGGCGGCUACGGCAACGCCACCGAAGGGGGGACCAUUUUGCGAUCGUUGUGCGAUACUAGAUCCGGAUGUUUCGAGCCACGUCCAGGAACGUAUUCCCUUUAAAACGGGCUGCAGGAAGGAGGUGUGUGAAACGGAUCUGAAAAUCACAAACAUCCGAUGGGUGGACAUCGUACCGCCGUUUGUGGUUGGGAGCGCGAAAAAAGUGACCCUCGAGGUGGAGAUUGAAAAUGCCGGUGAGAAUGCGUACCUUCCGCAGCUCAAUGUAAGUGUGCCUUCCUCUCUUCGGUUGGUGCAUCCAUCCCCGUCUGAAUGUGCCCAAUCAGGGGCUGUGCGAGGUGAGAUAAGCAUUUUGUGUGGACUAAACAAUGGUUUACCGUUGAAAUCCUUCACGCGGAUGAAAUAUUCCCUAACGCUUGACGUGACGCAAGUGCAGCCAGGUACUGCGUUUCUUGAGCUACGUCUGCAGGUUUUAACCACCAGCAAGGAACAGUGGCCUCGUGAUAAUGAAGUUGAGGAGCGGCUACUGUUGCGAGAAUUUAGCCACAUUGAUAUCGUAAGCAAAACAACUCCCCGCGAAGCGAACUUUGAAACGCUGACGGGCUUCCUGAACGUGUCCCAGCUGGUGAAGCUCCACAACAACGGGCCUAGCACGCUUAGCGGUGCCCUAUUUCUUGCCGACAUCCCGCUCAGCUACAGGGCGACUCACCUGGGUGGCCAGAAAAGCUGCCCAGUGGUACGGCUCGCGGACAUUAGCGUGCGAAGCAGCUACAACGAGACACCGCUCGAGGUGGACUGGAUACAGGCGGCCGGUGGGAAAGGGUUGCUAAAACAAACGUUUGCAUUUUACUCGAAAAAGCAACCCGAACCGUAUUAUCCAGCGCGGGAAGCAGAUGACGUUCCGAGUAACUUUGAGUUCACCGUGGUGCCGUAUAACGGACACGAACCGGAACUGCUCGACGAAAAGCACCCGUAUGCGCAUGCUUUAGUAGGGAAUGCCGACAGUGCCCGUCAGAAACGGUCCAAUCUUUGGCUGGCCCCACCAACCCGGCCAAGCUCAGCUUCCAUUCAGCUGGACGAGCUGCCCACCCUGCGAACCGUUCACUUCAACUGUGCCCAAAACCUAUCGGACGUGGAGUGUUUGCAGCUUCAGAUAUGGUUACCACCGUUCCCGGUCGCUAACAAGCCGAUCUACGUCGAGCUUCAGUACAGGCUGAACCUAAACGCGAUCGCUGCGUGUAUGCGCGAACAGAAAGACAUCUUCGUUGUGCAGGCGCUGACGGAUUUAGUGAAACCUUUGGACGAGCGGAAGGAAACGUUCCGCAUUGCCCGAAACCACCCGUACACGGUGGUGUAUCGGGAUGUUAGCGUCAGCACACCGAUCUGGAUCUAUGUGACGUCAUCGUUCGGUGGGCUUUUGCUGCUGGCCGCCAUCACCUACACGAUGCAUCGGGUUGGAUUCUUUGAGCGGCACAUGCGGCAGGAGAUGGAGAAAAUGAACCGUGAGAGUGGCAUUGUAGACAGCACGACCGACCAGGAAGAGACCGUGCAGGAGGUUUCUGAAAUAUAAAGUAAUAGUAUUUAAUAUUUGUAUUUUGUUUAGAGAUUGUUCUGCUGAUAGAUUUCAUUUUUACAAUCAUCUAUUAUAAUUUAAAAGCAGUUUUUAGAAGAGAUAUCCCUCGCUGUGAUUGAAAUGCGUUUUUUUUUUAAAGAAUAAAACUAUAAAUAAACCUUAAACAUGUACUCCAUUUAAUUAA